AUGGUGAUAAAAAGGAUAGAACUGUGUAUAGAGCUUAUGAAGAUAGGUAUGGAGUUCGUCGUAGUGGUGGCUGAAGCCGUCCAGGUUGCAUGGCGGCAACACCUCAACCACCGUACUCCUCUGCCUCCUCCACCUCUCCUCCGCCAUGGCAUCUCCCCUUCUUACCCUUCUCCAUUCCUCUUUGGUUUUCUCCCUUGA
Messenger RNA from Thlaspi arvense, 198 nucleotides. The record is from the annotation of a GenBank genome assembly. NCBI's taxonomy places the organism in Eukaryota, Viridiplantae, Streptophyta, Magnoliopsida, Brassicales, Brassicaceae.